AUGCCAUCAACCAAGGACAAACAAUGGGAUUAUGGUAUUCGUGUCGGUGUUCUGACUCUGUGGGACUGGGGCGGAAAGACAACCAAGGAAAUUCGCGAGAAGUACGGUAUGCCCCGGCGAACUUUCAACGCGAUCCAUCACAAAGCUCUGGCCCGAGGAUGGGGUCCAGGUCAACCUGUGCUGAUUGCUCACGUCGAAGACGGAGCUCGCUCGGGUCGCCCGAAGACAAAAGGAGACGGCUCUGACGGCCCCCUCGAAGUCAUGGUAAGCACCCGCUUGCUCACAACCGUCAAGGCGGCUGUGGUUCUUCUUCAUGACAGUGGCUACGAGAGGCCACCUUCCCUCAACCAUCAGAACCCGGACGCGGAUGUUGGUCGAGACCCCCUGGCCGAGUACAUGAAUCUCCGUGGCAAUGUCACGGAGUCCAUGCUGGAGCGUCGGCGGGCAUCUCCUCCGGUCUUUGAGUGGUAA
This is a messenger RNA of Colletotrichum fioriniae, 471 nucleotides long. NCBI's taxonomy places the organism in Eukaryota, Fungi, Ascomycota, Sordariomycetes, Glomerellales, Glomerellaceae. The record is from RefSeq and is a predicted model, not a curated record.